Messenger RNA from Anopheles coustani, 3125 nucleotides. RefSeq names its product integrator complex subunit 5 (gene omd). The record is from RefSeq and is a predicted model, not a curated record. NCBI's taxonomy places the organism in Eukaryota, Metazoa, Arthropoda, Insecta, Diptera, Culicidae. The transcript is spliced from 4 exons. Gene Ontology annotation, cellular component: integrator complex. Bases 42 to 3047 code for a protein of 1001 amino acids. Gene Ontology annotation, biological process: snRNA 3'-end processing.
UUAAUGCUUCCUGAUUGUGAUUUAUUUCGUAGCUAGAAGCCAUGAUUAAACAACCUGUUCUAGCGGAGCUGCAAUUCUUCGUAAACAGCGUGUCCCUGCUGUACAAAGGCAUUCCCCCGAAGGACACGGGUGCGUUGGUGAAGAGCGCCUUACACCUGCUGGAGGAUCUUCCGUCAACCCGGGAUGCGGUGUUCGAGUAUUUUACGCUCGUUUUUAAUAAUGCUGUCAAGGGGUACAUGCUGGUUGCGGAGAAAAAUGUGUCCGAUCCGUCGGCGGAUGAUGACGCGGUGCACGAAAUACACGAAGCACUGGAACUGUUGGUCACCGAAGGUCCGUCUGCCUGGUGUCCGCUAAUCUCAUCUUGGUGUAUGCAAUUGCUGGGAGAUAUCUGCAAAAAGCACGGCCGACGCCGGCCGCCAGACAUUCGCGGUGCGUGCAAUUUGUGGCUCGGUUGCACCACCGUCCGUUACCUUGUGAGCCUCAGUGCCCUCUGCCUGGAGAAACUGAACGAAGCUGAAGUGGACGGCUGCAUCGGAGAGCUGCUGACUAUCUACGGAACGCACUCGCCCCACUUCGACUGGGUUGUUGCACGGCUUGGUGGAUGCUUCCCGCUGAAGGCAAUCUCCAGUAUGCUGAGCGUGGGCUUGACGCGGUUCUCAGGAGUUCAGGCGUCCGAGUCUGAGGUAGAGAUACUGAGCUAUCUUGGGAUGGCCCACGAAAACGAUCUGCAGUUCGCGAUCAAAUCGAUACUGGAACUGGAUAGUAUGGGAGAACGUGUUGUUCCCUACCUGUUGCUGUUGGCGAAAUCCUCUGAAACGAUAUCGCAGGCCUUGGUGGCGGUAUUUUUGGAACUCCAUGCCGAAAAUCGGCUAUCAUCAAUGAAGGUUACGCCGGAAAAGUGGCCCGGAAAUUUUAGCCUUACGUUCGCGCUCCAUCUGGCAGCUGGUCAGCUUCUAAAAUUGAAGAAAAACGCCAUCGAAGUCACGCUGAUCGUCGCAAAACUUUCCACCAAAUACGGCUGGUGCCAGGAGCUGCUGGAAAUGAUGUUUGUGGAGUUGGAAAUGGUCGUGCUCGAAAAGCAUACCUCCCCAAUGCUGGAGGACAUUAUCCGUGAUGGUUCGCGUGAUGCGCUGUGGCAAGCGUGCAUCUCCGACUCGCCGUACCAGCAGCAAGUGGCGGUACGGUUAAUUUUACUAGCUAGCUUCAAAUCAAACUCUGUGUUCCACCAAUCAAUCGUGUACCUACUGUCCGCGUCGGCGGCGGGUGACGCUAGCGGGACCAAACCUCAACUAAACGCACUCGUCCGUCUGCUGGGUGGCCCGGUCGGUACGGCGGAAGUGCCCCGGGCAAAGCCAGCUUUCGAGACGGCCUUCGAGAAAAUACUGCUGGCACCCGGUAAAAGGGUUGAAAACUGGAACAUCAUCCACAACAUGGUGACAUUGUUGAGGCAGGAACGUGCGGCCGCAAGUCCGCUGCGGAAGGUAAACUGUAUCGGUACUGUGCAGGAACUGCUCGAUCGGUUGCUGAAGAUUUGGGAGACAUUUAUGGGCCAGGAACGGGCGCACGACGAACCGUCGACGGUGGGAUCGACCAACGGAAUAGAGCAAUCCCUGGAGGGAACACAAUCGGCAAAGAGGGCUCGUAAUGUACCUACCUGCUCCAUUGGAAGCGAUAACGGUGAUACAACCGGGGAAAAAACGAUUCAUGACCUUAUACAUGAAACCGUUCGUCUGAUCGAGUGUCUGGACAUUGGCAGGACGGCAUCCAUCGGUACGGCCGAAACGCUCAAACUAUCUCAACUGCUGGUGAAGUACUUUUUCUACUGUCUACAGCUUUCGAGUGGUCCCCCUGGUGGACUAAACGGUACCUUUAGCGAAUCAGAAGCGCUCGACGAAUCGCUCGAUCGUGUUUACUUGCUCCUAUCGAAACACUGUGGCCACCGGAAGGCCGCCCGAACGGCGGCCUUACGUGAACUGCUCGAAGGUGCUCUGUUCAUGCAUGGCGCCUUGUUUGGCUCGCAGUCGGAAACGGACGCGUACUGUUUCGACAAACUGGACGACUUGUUGAUAAAACUGAACCAAAAGCAAGGCAUCGCACUGAACGCGUCGAGAGCGACCGUGCUGCACGCGGGCGUUAUUGGCCAGGGACCGAAAGUACCGAUUAAAAGAGCCGCCGGGCCCGGCUCGGCGAUGCAGAACCAGUUGCUGAACGCGAUCGUAGCGUGCUGCCAAGACGUUAACGAUCAUCAGGCGACGAUCGAUGGGUUCAGCUACGUUUCCUUGCUUCUGGUGGAGCUCGUUUCGCCCGAUGUGAUGUACAAUGGGUUACCGUGGCCAGAGGAGGAGUUCACUAAGGUGACGAUGGAACGGGAUCUUCAGAUUCGACGAACAUUCCGGCACGCACCUAUACUCUGGUCCAUACUGGGGCUCGUCGCUUGCUACCGCCCAUCGCUCUGCUAUUGCUCGGUAUUGCUGAGGGCGCUUUGUGCGUCGGCCCUGCACCAGUGGCGUUCGAAAACGGCCGAAACAAAGGAAGGUCAAAAGGCGGAUCUAAUGUACGUGACGACUAAGCUGCUGGAACUGAUGGCACUGGCGCAGCUGCUUCCACCGCCCCUUAGCUACCUGCACAUCGUACUGGAAUAUCUGGAUGGCCCGGAGAUCGCUUACGUGCUCAAGGAGUGUGUUUGGAACUACAUGAAAGAUCAUGUCCCAUCGCCGGUGCUGUUUGUCUGUGACCCAACCGGGUUCCAUUGGCGCGAUCCGCUCACCUCCCGCCCACCGGUACAGUACACGAACGCCCUUCGGAACACGAUGCAAAAGAAGCUGACCAAAGUUGGCCACCUGUAUUAUCAAAUGUUUGUCGGCCCGGAGUUGCGAAAUCCACAAGCCAUCAACCAACCACAAGGUUUUAACGGUGGUGGUGGUGUUGGAGGAUGCCCACCAGGCCCUUCUAACGGAGACCAAGGACACAAGGGGGCGCCCCUUGGACCGUUGGUGCUGGGUCCAAAUACAACACCCCAUCCCGGACCGGUGCUUUUAAUUGACUAGAACGUGGCGACACUGUAGAUGUGAAAUACUUUCUGAAAACAGUACAAUUAAAAUGCAAAAAAAUAAUGUUUGAUCCUU